Messenger RNA from Paramecium sonneborni, 629 nucleotides. NCBI's taxonomy places the organism in Eukaryota, Ciliophora, Oligohymenophorea, Peniculida, Parameciidae. The record is from the annotation of a GenBank genome assembly.
AUGUUAAAAGAAUUAGAAAAAUAUAGUGUCCCUGAUAAUUUUACUGGAACACGUCUCAAAACUGCUUGCACAUAAAUUAUUGAUAGUUGGGUAGCUUUGAAUCUUGCAUUUGAACAUUAAACCUAAACAAUCUAAGAGAGUCCUGAAAAUAUCAAAAAGUUAUUGGCUUAUUAGUUAGCAGCAUAUAUUUAUAAUUGUGAGACUGAAAUAGAGGAUUUAGUAUAGUUUUUAUCAGUUUAUUUGGAAGACUACUUAUAAUUGAUAAUUUAAGAUAAUUCAGAUCACUAUGUAAUAUAUUUAAUUAUGAUAAGAUUGCGUAAAGACUGUUAGAUGUAUUUACUGAUUUGGAAUAAGAUAAAGAAACAAAGUAUUUAUAGUUGCUUCAAGAUAUCAAAGUUUAUAAUGAGUAGAACUAAAAUGUUAAACAUGUGGCUAAUAUUUAAGAUUCAGAUAACGAUUCUGAAAAUGAAGAACCUCCUUAAUUGGUGUAAUCAUAGCAAUAGUAGAUGCAAGUUGAAGAAGAAGAAGAUGAUGUUGAUUCUGAUGGAUAUGAAACAGUUAAACCGAAAAGAAGGUACAAUAAGCGUAAUUGAUGAAUGUUUGGCUUUAUAAAUUUUAUUGUUUAAUUG